AAGCAUAACACGACCACGUGGGUAACGAAGUUUGAAGUGAUGUUAAAAGUCGUAUAGCGUUUUUAUUAACACUGUAGUUAGCUAUUUACAGAGUCUUCUUAAAUUUACGAAACCGGGUUUUAGCUUUAUAGUGAAUAUGGUACACAUUUCUACUAUGUAAUAAAACUGUCGAUUGUCUUGCAUCAUAUUGAUCAGUGAUACAAUGGAAAUUGUACCAUGUGACACGACUAGAAAUAAUCAUCAAUCUGAACUAGAAAACAUAAAGAUGAAUAAUGCUGGUGAAGAAGAAGCCAUUAUAAGUGAUGUUGAAGGUCAAGGAGAAACUACAUCAACAGCUGAAUCUUCUACUGAGCUGUCAGUCGAGUUUGAUCUCCAUGGUGAUAAAUUCAAACAAUGUGGCACUGGAAAUACCAGCAAUGAUUGUGUCACUUCAGGUUGUGGUAAUGAUGAAGACAGUGUCAAUGUAAGCCAGAUUGUUGAGUCGUCUGCUCAAACUCAAACUGAGACAAAGUCAGCGCUGUGUUCUCUUGUCCUGACAGACGUGGUGACUCAGUCUGUGGUCGAGUCAGACGUCCGUUCUGAUGCAACACUGAGUGAAGUAAAAACUUCACCUGUGUCUAAAACCGACGUAUAUCUACAUCAGACACCACACAGUGAUAGUGCAAUACCAAGGGAUUGUAUGGAUGACACAAAAAUACAGUUUGUAGAUGACUCCAAUGGUUGUAGUAAUGAAACCAAAACUUUGUCUGUUUGUAAGACAGAUGCAAGUUUAAAUGCAACAUCAGAAGGUAUUGCUAAAGAACCAAGUAAUUGUGUCAGUGAAUUAAAAACUUCUCCUGUUUGUAUGACAGACAUGUCAGCACCAGAAGGCUGUGUUGAAAAGUCAAAUACUUGUAAUAAUGAAGAAAAGGUGGGUCACAUUGAGAUGCAUUUAAGUGCAACACCAGGUGAUGUUGGUGAAGAUCCAAGUGAAGUAAAGACGCUGUGUAUAGGUGAGGUGCACAGGUCUUUAGAUGCACCAUCAGAACGUCCUGCUGCAAAACCAAGUGACCGUGUUGAUGAAUCAGAAAUGUCUUCUGUUCAGAAGACCGAUGUGUGUUUAGAUUCAGCACCAGGUGUUGUUACAGAACCAAGAGACUGUGCGGGUGAAGUUGAAACUGAACAGACCAUGGCCGUGAUUUGUGUGGACAAUGCUGUCACCAUGGAGAUGAUGCCUCCACAGCACAGCAUGUGUCACUCAAUGAAAUACCGCGGUGGGUCCGAUUCAUCGUCCGAUUCCACCAGCGAUGAGACGGAUCUCUCCGAAAAUGAAGAUGGCAGUUCAAAGAAAAGAUCACCUUCAGAAAGUACGAAGACACCCAGGUUUACUGCGCCAUCCCUUGAAGAUAUUAGAACCCGGGGAGAACUAUUUCCCGAGGAUCUGCCAGCUAUUGGUGAACUCAAGAUAAGUGUUGAUGAAAGUGUUCAGAUGGUUCCUGUCGGCAAGGUGACAUCGUCUGUUCGUGUUCUAGUUGUGAUAGAACCUGACAAAGAGCUGCCCGUUUUGGAUGAGGACACAGUGUUGUUCACAAAGGACCGGAAACCUUUCGGACAGAUUUUCGAAGUGUUUGGUCCCGUGGCCUCCCCGUUCUACUCUGUGAGGUUCAACUCGGCCGAGGAGAUCGAGACGAAGGGAAUACAGCCUGGAGAUGUCGUGUACUACGCGCCAACAGUGGAGCAAUUCACACACUACGUCUUUGUCGAAAGACUCAAAAAGAUAAAGGGAUCUGAUGCAUCAUGGGAAAACAACAAUGAACCACCAGAGUGGUAUGAGGAAUAUUCCGAUGACGAGAAUGAGAAACACACGUCUCGGACUCGCAAACACUCGGGAGAGAAGGCUGACGAAUCCAUGGACUGUCUCCCGGGCGCCAUUAAACCAGUCCGACCAGGAAAGAGAAAACCGAACCGCAGCGAAAAGAAGUCUGCAUCAAGAGAGACUAAAGGUCCAGGGAAAAGAGCACAUGAUGGUCACAAACCUCUGACAUCCUGGCCACCAAGCAUCUCCGACAAACACGGCUACAGAGCCCUGCCCCCAGCACCCCCACGCCCAUUCAGACCGUUUGGACAGCAAAACAUAUACUCGCCCAAACCUUACGUCUCACCAUCAAACUCCAACAACUCAAGUAUUCCACGACAAGCAGCACCUUCCGGCCAGUUCCAAGGUCGAUUUGCCCCUCCUGAACAAUCAGCACCACGUCCCCCAUUCAGUCCAUUUGGACAGCAAAAUGCAUUCACACCCAGACCAUUUGUUUCACCAUCUAACUUCAACAAUUCAAAUGCCCAGCAACAAGCACCACCAUCCAAUCAGUUCCAAGGCCGAUUCCCCCCUCCUGGUCCACCACUGAGACCUGGUAUGCAGGGUUUUCCUCCCCCACAACACUGUCCUGGUGUUGAGAUGAACCAGCAUCGACAACAGCAGCAGCAGUCAAACAGCUUCCAAUCUACGGAGUCUCGGCCACAGCCUCCUGGCUUUCAUCCCGUGGACUUCCGUCCUCCAGUGCAGCACCCUGGUUGUCCUGCCAUGGAGAAUCGUCCUCAUCCACAUCAUCAACCUCCUAGUCCGUUUGAAAUGAACCAGCAGAGAGAUGGUCCACAGUCCAUGGAGAAUCAUCUUCAUCCAAAUCAGCAAUCUCCUAGACCUUUUGAGAUAAACCAACAAAGAGAUGGUCCCCAGUUUAUGGGGCAGAACUGGUCAAACGGGCAAAACAAUUCUCCAGGUUGUCCUGGGUUUGGUGACUCUGGAUCAAGGAAUCCUCCACCUCAGUGGAAUCAACCUCCAGAUGUUUCAAGCCAGAAUCAUCAGAAUGAAUUUCAGAGUCAUGAUUCCUGGAGAAAUCAGUUUCCACAAGCUCCAUAUCAGAAUCAACCACAUGGUGUUGUGGAUUCUAGGUUAAUGCAAAACUGGAAUGAUGGUGGCCCAAACUUUGAGAGACAAUCUGCGUUUGGAGGUAGACCACGCUUUGAAGCUGGACCCAUCAACUCAAACGGGCAGAUGUCUUCUCAGUUUCAGAAUGGUAGACCUCCGUAUACUGGAAAUAAUCACUGAAUAGGUCUGGGACUGUUAAAGUCAGCUCAUACUGAAAGUGGUUUUUCUUUUAGCCAGUUUGAGUCUUUUCAGUCCUCUAUAUACUGAAAAUAAUAACUGAACAAGAUACCAAUAGAAAGAAAUAAGGGAACACAUUAUAUUUGAGACUAAAUUUAGUUCACUACUUGAGAAAUUAUGCCUGUAUAUAGUACCGAGAUAAUUUGUGGGAUUGAUGACAGUAACCGGGUUAACUUCCUAAUACUGUGGAUAAGUGCUUUGGUUGCAGUCAGUGUUUGCUGUUACUAGGUACUUCUCAGUUUUCGCUAGGGAUUUACCAACUAUGUGUUGUUAAUGAGACUGUGGUUUGGAUGUUUCAUACAUCACCAUAGCAAUACAUGAUGACAAUUAGAUAUGACAUGGAUCAAACACAAGAUCAAUGUUUUGCCAGAUAUCUCGAAGGAAAGUUGUGUUGUAUAUUUAUGUGUUCUCUUAUUUAUUUCCAUACAUGUAUACAUUUGGCAUUAUAAAAGUCGAUUCAUUUUAACAAUGAUUUGUUUUGGCCAAUUUAAGACAUGCGAAAUAUUUUCUUGGAAAAAUGUUGUUAAGAGAUUUUAAACAAUAUGCCACUUUGUAAGCUGAGUCGGUCUGUAUGAAGGUUUGCAGCCGUCUACUUUUACCACAGUGUGGUUCAUGUGUAGGGAAUGUAUUGUUCUUGUAAUCAUGAUUUUUGGAUGUCCUUUAAUGUCGAAUAAACGAUUAUUUAAAACUGUG
Molecule: messenger RNA, 3835 nt
Organism: Gigantopelta aegis
Lineage: Eukaryota; Metazoa; Mollusca; Gastropoda; Neomphalida; Peltospiridae
Exons: 10
Coding region: 203-3085 (960 amino acids)
Biological process (GO): ribosome biogenesis; box H/ACA snoRNP assembly; pseudouridine synthesis
Cellular component (GO): sno(s)RNA-containing ribonucleoprotein complex
Molecular function (GO): RNA binding
Source: RefSeq, a predicted model, not a curated record